AUGGGCUCUGUGCAACCGCCCACGAAGCCGUGCCACAACUGCCGCCGGCAGAGGCUCCGAUGUGAUCGGUCGUACCCACAUUGCAACAAGUGUGCCGCCUCGGGCAAGGAGUGUCUCGGCUAUGGGAAGCUGUUUCGUUGGACGGGCGCCAUCGCCAGCCGCGGCAAGCUGGCCGGCCGCACGUCGAGCGCGCCUGUAGCGGCUGAGACCGACAACGGGAAUGAUGCAAGUAGAGAUGCUGAUGAGAUAGACGCCGAGAUGCUCGCUGAGAUGGGUGCUGAGGCCGGGACAGAGGCUCCGUCGCCUGUGCUGGCGGUGGCCAAGGUGCGCUCCAGGAGGAGCUCGUCCAUGUCGGCUAGAGUAUCUAUUAUACCAUGGAAUGGCCAUUACGGAAGAAGAAUGUCGGCCGAUGCAGAAAUACCACUGCCCACUCCGUUGCCCAGGUCUCCCCAUAUCAAACCAAGCAGUCCUUGGGUGCUGGCCGAUCCUCUGUUCCAGGAUCUGAACCAAUCUGACCGGUUCUAUCUCAACUACUUUACAACCCGCCUGUGCAAAGACCUAGUGUCCACCGACGGGCCAGAGUGCAAUCCUUUCCGCAGCCUCAUACCACUAACUCGUGCUCAUCCACUGCUGCAGCACAUUAUCGUUGCGGCCUCGGCGGCUCACAUGUCUAACUUGAUAACCAUGGGUUUGCCAUAUGAUGACAGCGGCCUCGUAGCUGCGAAUCAGAGCGCGGCUUCGAAAAAGGCACUCGACGAUGCGCUGGUCGCCAAACACACAGCGCUGCGGCUAAUGUCUGCUGCCAUUCAGAACAUCGAUACAAUGGAUGGUGAUGUCUUGCUUGCAGCCUCGCUCUUCUUCAUCAACGUAGAGUUGAUUGAGUCUGGAAAGCAUGGUUGGAGAGCGCAUCUCGAAGGAGCAUCAAAAAUUAUGUCCUUCAUACAGCUCACCCAAGCGUGGGAUAGCUCAUUGCGGGACUAUCUCCUCUCAGACUGCUUUAUCUACUUUAUCCUUGCCUCGGCAUUUAUGCCAACAAGAUACGCAACGUCUUUGAGCUUUGAGUCUUCACAGAUUCCCUUUGUCCUUGGCAAGACGGUUGCGAAUAGCUACUUGUGCUGCCCACCAGAACUGAUGGAAAUCUUGCACACUGCCUCCCAACUAUCGAACAACGCAGUUGAUGAUCAGCCCAACGAGGAAAUCACCAUGGCUGCUACAGAGCUGGUCAAACGUGCUCAAGCCUACGACAUCUAUGGAUGGGCUCGCGACACAGCGAAAGUCUUGUCUUUGUCAAAUGAGUCGAUGCAAAGCCGCAUGCACGCAGGAUCGGCUCAUCGCUUGGCUGCUUGUAUAUACAUUUUGCAAGCCGUGCCGUCUGUCGGGGAGAGACUUGGCCCAGAAUUCGUGACCUUCUUAACCGAUGAUUUGCUGGCGCAUCUGAAUAUGAUUCCAGUAGAAGACCCCAACUUCAAGGCCACAACGUGGCCAACCUUCAUCAUUGGCGCUGAGACUAGGAACCCGGAACGACAGAAGCAUAUCAUGGAAAGACUACGGAUAAUGACGACAGUAUGUCCAUGGGGCUUCAUCCACACCGCCAUGGAGACGCUCCAAGUCAUCUGGAACCUAGCGGCAGAGGAAAGAGGGUCAAAGAGUUGGGUCCAGACGCUCAGAGACCCAGAAAUGAACUUUUUAAUCGUAUGA
This is a messenger RNA of Trichoderma gamsii, 1698 nucleotides long. Its product is annotated as acriflavine sensitivity control protein acr-2. Gene Ontology annotation, cellular component: nucleus. NCBI's taxonomy places the organism in Eukaryota, Fungi, Ascomycota, Sordariomycetes, Hypocreales, Hypocreaceae. Gene Ontology annotation, biological process: positive regulation of transcription by RNA polymerase II. Gene Ontology annotation, molecular function: zinc ion binding; DNA-binding transcription factor activity, RNA polymerase II-specific; transcription cis-regulatory region binding. The transcript has 3 exons. Bases 1 to 1698 code for a protein of 565 amino acids. The record is from RefSeq and is a predicted model, not a curated record.